AUGGGUAAAAAGAGGACGGCAGAGGACAGAAGAAAACAAGCUGAGGAAAGCGGCUUCAACUUCGACGACGAGGACGUUGACGAUACACCUGUCCCACGAUUUGUUCUGGGAUAUACCGAAAGAGUGUGCAAUGUACAGGUAGAGCUCUGGCAGGAGUACCAACAAAAGUGCCCGGGUGCCAAUCACAGCGAUUUGAGAACUCUGAAGAAAUUCGCCGAAUUCAUAGCCAGCUGUACUUCGGGGAUUCUUGACCCGGAAGGCAAAGCUACUGUUCAGACUGUGCGCAAUCAUUUCCGUCGCUUUGUGUCAGGCUGGAAUCGCAACAACCCUAAAUCAUUGAUCACUAGGGAUCAUACGGAUUCCAUCACCAAUCAUACGGAGAUGUUAAUCGCAUGGAAGAAUGGUCAGCCAGAGCUGCGCUACAGUCUUAAACGGGAGUUUGCGAAAGGGAUGCACAACAAGGAAGAUCAGCGACCAACGCACAUUUUAUAUGAGCACUUACCCGGCCAGCCUCUCAUUCUAAACCCGAUCGUCUUUCUGCUGGCCAUAUUCCUCGCACGAGGAGCUUUCAAAAGCUACAGUGACAUUCAGCAGAUUUUGGACACGAAACCACCAUCUGAUCAAGGAUACUGGGUUUUGGAUUGGGCAGAUCAUGUUAAGGAUCUCCCAGUGUUUCCAACAAUGACUGCAAAGGGUCUGACCCAGAAGAUUCAAACGGCUGGUGCGUUUGCCAAUCAGAUCAGGGGUCUAUCAAUACGUGCAGGAAUGGAACGACCCGUGACACCACAUGGAAUCCGCCGAGAAUGCCUGAUCCAAGCUACAAGUAACGGUUACUCCAAGGAUGAGUUGAUGAAGUUUGCUGCUCAUACAAAUCAAAUGACACUAACCAGGGACUAUUUGAGCUCCAUUACGCAUGUGGAUGGUCAAGGAAGUUUUCUCAAGAUGCCCUUGCGGAGCGAUCAAGCCGAGGACUUCCGUUCAAUGACUGUCAAAAGAAAUCCAGACCUUUUUCUCUCUUUGCCUGCAAAGGCACAGGAUGAGCUAAGACAGCGACCUGAUUAUGUUGUCAUUUCCGAGCAGCUCAAGGAUCUAGCUUCCAAGACGGAUGCUCAAAGCAGAAAAGACAAAAGCCGACUUAUCUCAUGCAGACGCAAGCUUGAGAAAGCGGAGCUGGACAAAGUUCGCAGUUCCCAGUCCCAGGUGCACCCAAAAGAUCGCGAAGAGCUAGAGAGGCACUAUGUAGACCAGGACCGUUCCCGGUUUGGGCGCCUGAGACAUAUGAUGCCGGAGCGCAGACGUCUCUCCAACGCACUAUUCCAGGUGGCUGAUCUAAGGAGCGAGAUUGGAAUUUCGGCCAUAAAAGAUCUUUAUGGUCUUUUGAAGAACGACUGCCAAGUUGCGUAUCAACCAUCUCUGCGGCCAAUUGAUGGCAAAUGCCCCAGGAAGGAAUGCAACGUGGAAAUCGACUCGUACGUAAAAGUAAAAUUCGAUCCGAUUGAAGUGCUACUUACGUAUCUAUUUGUUAGGAUCGAUGCCGAUGAUAGAUGGGAUCAUGUUUUCAAAUGCGUCAAGGCACAGCAACAAGGAGAGCACAAGUUCGUUGAAUUUUGCUUCAUAUGCAAUCAAGCAGUCGGAGGAUUUGAACAAUGGGAAAUUCACUGUCAGGAACACAUCAGGAAAUGUGAAAUCCCUACACGAUGUGACUUCGUGAAGUUCCGCCGAGCCAUCGCCUACGCUGGCAACUGCAUAACAUGCCUACAUAACGAACAACUGCCUGCUGCAAGACGGCUUUACGGGUUCAUGAAGCAGUCGAGCUGGAAGAAACACAUUCACGAAUGUUUCUUUUCUGACAUAAACAAAUCUGGUUCCCAAACGGAGCUCCAUUGUCCAGAUCCUCUUUGCUCAACAGAGUACGACUCAACAGAGGACUUAUGGUACCACCUACAGGACGUCCACAGCUAUCCCUCUCCACAGGCUCGUUCCCGGUUGAAAACUGAAAAGGAUACAUUCAUGAGGGGUUAUGCGGCGCCAAAUCCUCACCAGCCAAAGCGUCGUCGAAUUCGUGAAAUCAGCACCGAUGUGAUUAAGGAAGACCUUUUUGAAACUCAGUCUGAAACGAUUUGCACCACGCCGUCUACUUUUAGCAUUUUUUCAACAAGUUGCGAUUCUUUUGAUGCGAGCACCCCUGUGCCCCCAAUUUCCGAAGAUGAUUUACACUACGCGGCAAAACAAAAGUUUCUGCGACUGGAAACAAGCGCCCUUGCUGCUCUCGCAGAUUCUAACAGUAUUUCUGGGAACUUUGAAGUUGUCAAUACCGGAUUGAACAUUAACUCCAUCACUUCUACGGAGGAAACAAGGUAUUUGUCAAGCAACAAUACGACAUCAUACCUCGAUCCUUUUACAAACUCUAAAAUCUGCGAGCCUGUCAAGAUUCUCGGAUUUACUGUAGAUUUGGUGGAUCCGGAUCUUCUUGGGGUGGCGACGAACCAUAACCUAUCUUCAGAUAAGGUGCCUUUGCAAACAGACUGCCAACCAAUGGCCCUCGACGAAGAACAAGACAUAUGGGAGGCCGAGAAACUGCUUGCAAAACGUCGUCGCGGCCGACAGAUUCAAUACCUUGUCAAGUGGAAAGGUUUCCCAGAUGAAGACAAUACUUGGGAACCAACGAAGAACAUUUUUGACAAGCAUCUCAUCAAGAGCUUCAAUUCUAGCAGGAGAUGA
Molecule: messenger RNA, 2721 nt
Organism: Pyricularia pennisetigena
Lineage: Eukaryota; Fungi; Ascomycota; Sordariomycetes; Magnaporthales; Pyriculariaceae
Exons: 6
Coding region: 1-2721 (906 amino acids)
Biological process (GO): DNA recombination; DNA integration
Molecular function (GO): DNA binding
Source: RefSeq, a predicted model, not a curated record